Messenger RNA from Diospyros lotus (date-plum), 4169 nucleotides. RefSeq names its product protein transport protein Sec24-like At4g32640. Lineage: Eukaryota; Viridiplantae; Streptophyta; Magnoliopsida; Ericales; Ebenaceae. Bases 419 to 3730 code for a protein of 1103 amino acids. Gene Ontology annotation, cellular component: COPII vesicle coat; endoplasmic reticulum exit site. The transcript is spliced from 25 exons. Gene Ontology annotation, molecular function: SNARE binding; zinc ion binding. The record is from RefSeq and is a predicted model, not a curated record. Gene Ontology annotation, biological process: COPII-coated vesicle cargo loading; intracellular protein transport; endoplasmic reticulum to Golgi vesicle-mediated transport.
UUUACAUACACGGAGAACAUUACAUUGACAUGCACAGAGAAGUCGAUAAUCGCAUUUUCUCACUCGCUUGGUGACCUACUUUUCAUCGUUUGAUCUAUUCUUCCUCCUUCGCGUCGGUGUGUCAUGUGUGUGAUUCUCUCAGUAGAUUUAAUCUGAUCUCUCUGUCUCUGCAUUCAUCAGUAGAUUCUCGGUCUCGGUGGCGUGGCUCGCAUUGUGUUGGUUUCUUUGUUACCGGAUCGAACUAGGGUGGAUCAAGGCGAUUCGAUCGGAGAACCGUCGGAAUCUGGUCGCCUUUUGAUCGGAUUUUCGGCAGGUGUACCGGGAUAGCAAUACGGAAGGCAGAUACUUGGUUGGUAUUGAUAUCGUCAUCAAGCUGAAAGGGAUAGAUUGAAGAUCUCGAUUUCGAUUUUGGUUAUUCAUGGCGGCUCCUGGGGGACCUAGACCGAGCAAUGUCCCGGCUAAUUACAACCCUAAUUCUCUUGCUGAUGGUGUGCAAAACCUACAAAUCAGUCGUCCCACUGGACCUCCAACUUCGGCGGCCAAUUCUGGUGUCCCGAGCAGGCCUCCGCCCCCUUUUGGGCAGCAACCGCCACCUUUCUCUUCAUCAGCUCCCCAUUCAGCCCCAUUUACCGGGACCUCACCAAUGGUUCGUCCUGGCCCAAUCCCACCGGGUGUCCUUACAAGGCCUGCAGUCCCUCCCAGUACCCAUUCACAGCCUUCAUUGCCCCCAAAUUUAGCUUCAAAUAGACCUUCUGGUCCUCCUCCUGUUACUCAGCCUCCGCCACCUUUUGGAUCGAGGCCUCCACCUCCUGGAGCUUUGCCGUCUGCCAUGAGCAGUUCUGGUGGGCCUCCCAGUGCUAUCCUGCUGUCUGGCCAGGUGGCACCGCGCGGUUCUCGUCCGAGUGGUACCCCUUUUGGAUCAUCCCCUUUCAUCACAGGACCGGCUUUACCUCCUGGAAGCAUUCCCCACCCUGUUAGUAAUGGGCCUCCGGCAUUUGCACCAGGUGCAUCGCAAGGUGGACCACAUAUGCCCUUAGCUGGAAGCCUGCCACCACCACAAGGUGGGCCUGCAGCACCUGCAACAUUGUUUGCUAGGGCACCUCCCCCAGCUCCGAACAUGGGCUCUCUUCUUGGAAGUCCACCUUCGGGUGCAAUGCCACCCGGUACAAUGCAAGCACCUCCACCAUUUCCAGCAGUACCACAAGGUGUCCGCAGCUCCUCCCCCUUUGUAGCAGCACCUCAAGGUGCAUUGCCUCCGUCAGGUUCUCCUUAUGGUCCACAGGCAUGGCAAAUGCCACCUCGCCAGGUGGCUCCACCUUCAGCUGUUCCUGGUGCUGCACAACCACCUAGAAUGUUUGGAAUGCCACCUCCAAGUCAAUCUAUGGCUGCCAUGUCUCCUGCUAUGGGUCAAAUGGGAGCAUCUACGAUCGGCUCAUCAAAGAUUGAUCCGAACCAAAUCCCUCGCCCCAUAACAAGUUCCUCUGUACUUCUGCAUGAAACUCGUCAGGGCAAUCAGGCUAAUCCCCCUCCGCCUGCUACAAGCGAUUACAUUGUCAAGGACACUGGCAAUUGCAGUCCACGGUUUUUGAGGUGCACUAUCAAUCAGAUCCCAUGUACUGUUGAUCUUCUGACAACAUCUGGAAUGCAGUUGGCUCUGAUGGUUCAACCAAUGGCCCUACCUAAUCCAUCUGAAGAGCCCAUCCAGGUUGUGGAUUUCGGGGAAAGUGGUCCUGUUCGAUGUUCUCGUUGCAAAGGUUACAUAAAUCCAUUCAUGAAGUUUAUUGAUCAGGGAAGACGUUUUAUCUGUAACUUGUGUGGAUUUACAGAUGAAACUCCCCGUGACUACCACUGCAAUUUAGGACCAGAUGGAAAGCGUAGGGAUGCUGAUGAAAGGCCUGAGCUAUGUAGAGGAACAGUUGAAUUUGUUGCCACGAAGGAGUACAUGGUUCGUGACCCGAUGCCUGCUGUUUUUUUCUUCCUGAUUGAUGUGUCCAUGAAUGCCAUACAGACUGGUGCAACUGCAGCAGCUUGCAGUGCAAUCAACCAAGUUAUUGCUGAUCUUCCAGAGGGUCCCCGGACAAUGGUGGGUGUUGCUACAUUUGACUCAACAAUUCACUUCUACAAUCUAAAACGUGCACUGCAGCAGCCACUGAUGCUUAUAGUUCCUGAUGUAAAUGAUGUUUACACUCCUCUUCAAAGUGAUGUUAUUGUUCAACUUUCUGAGUGCCGUCAACAUUUAGAGCUGUUGCUAGAAAGCAUUCCAACCAUGUUUCAGAAUAAUAGAACUGCCGAUUCAGCGUUUGGUGCAGCAGUCAAGGCUGCUUUCUUGGCUAUGAAGAGUACUGGAGGGAAAGUUCUAGUAUUUCAGUCAGUCUUGCCAUCAGUUGGCACUGGAGCCCUGUCUUCCAGAGAGGCUGACGGGAGGACGAAUAUCUCUGCUGGAGAGAAGGAGGCGCAUAAGUUACUUCAACCAGCAGACAAAACUUUAAAGACGAUGGCUAUUGAGCUUGCAGAGUACCAGGUCUGUGUUGAUGUUUUUGUUACCACCCAAAGUUAUGUAGAUAUUGCUUCUAUCUCUGUUAUCCCAAGAACAACUGGUGGCCAGGUGUAUUACUAUUACCCAUUCUCUGCGCUUUCUGAUUCUGCCAAGCUUUACAAUGAUCUUCGAUGGAAUGUCACAAGACCGCAAGGUUUUGAAGCAGUCAUGCGUGUAAGAUGUAGCCAGGGUAUUCAAGUUCAAGAAUACUUUGGCAACUUCUGUAAGCGCAUUCCGACUGACGUUGACCUACCAGCAAUUGACUGUGACAAAACUAUAAUGGUAACUUUGAAACAUGAUGACAAACUCCAGGAUGGCUCAGAAUGUGCUUUUCAGUGCGCUCUUCUUUACACAACUGUGUAUGGACAAAGAAGAAUACGAGUUUCUACCUUAUCAUUGCCAUGCACAAGUCUGCUAAGUAAUCUUUUCCGCACAGCUGACUUGGACACCCAAUUCACUUGUUUCUUGAAGCAAGCGGCAAGUGAAGUUCCUUCAACUCCACUCCUGCAAGUCCGGGAGCAAGUGACAAACCUUUGCAUCAACAUCCUGCAUUCAUAUCGCAAAUUUUGUGCUACAGUAUCAUCAACUGGACAGCUUAUCCUUCCAGAGGCACUUAAACUUCUUCCUCUAUACACUCUUGCUUUGCUUAAAAGUACAGGACUACGAACUGAUGGGCGAAUAGAUGACCGGUCCUUUUGGAUCAAUUAUGUUUCUUCUCUUUCUACUCCUUUGGCAAUCCCUCUAGUGUACCCCAGGAUGAUAAGCAUUCAUGACCUUGACUUGAAGGAGACAGAAAGAACUCCUAUACCUCCUGUUAUUCCCCUUUCCAGUGAACACGUGAAUGAUGAUGGGAUUUAUCUUCUCGAAAAUGGAGAGGAUUGUUUAAUUUACAUAGGGAACUCUGUGGAUCCUGAUAUCAUUAGACAACUUUUUGGGAUUUCCCUUGUUGAUGAUAUUCCAACUCAGUUUGUACUACAACCAUAUGACAAUCCACUGUCAAAGAAGCUAAAUGAUGUUGUAAACGAGAUAAGGAGCCAAAGAUGUUCUUACCUCCGCUUAAAGCUGUGCAAGAAAGGAGAUUCAUCAGGAAUGCUGUUCUUCUCUUAUAUGGUAGAAGACAAGACUCCCUCUGGCCUCUCGUACGUCGAGUUUUUGGUACACAUCCACCGGCAGAUUCAAAGUAAAAUGACUUGAUGGCACCCAUCUCUGGUCUGAUCUACAUUUUUGGAUUGAGCCAUACACUUGGAGAUUGAGAUAAUACAGGAAAAACAAAAUGCAAUCUGGUAUUCCCCAAAGCGGCACUGUGGAUUAAAUUUUUUGGUGACCAGCAAGCUGAGAUCAAAGUUUUGAAAUAGUUUAGGAAGGUCAAUAUGGUAAUAAUACUUGAUCGAUAUGUUUUGUGUGAUUUCAUUUCGUCUUUUUCUCCCCCCUCCUUUCUGUUUCCUGCUUUCUCAUAGAACCAGGGAAAGAUGUAUAAACUGUGGGUUUAUUACAUGGUGAGUUAGUGUUCUAUUUUUCAGAUAGAAUGUAUUUGAACUCUGUGUGAUAGCCUAUUGGUUUUGUACCAUUCCUUAAUACUUUUUGUUGCUUAAUACCAAUAAAGAGUUCGUGAGGUGAGCCUAUGGAAGUGAAA